Messenger RNA from Thlaspi arvense, 597 nucleotides. The record is from the annotation of a GenBank genome assembly. Lineage: Eukaryota; Viridiplantae; Streptophyta; Magnoliopsida; Brassicales; Brassicaceae.
AUGAAAAUGUACAUUGCUAAGACAUUGUAUGGUGAUGAUGAUGAUGAAGAGGAUACUCCUAAAAAUAACAACACUGUGGAGGAGCCAAAAUUCUUAGGUUUGCAUCCUUCAUCAAAUGAAAAGGUUCUGUUGAAAAAUGGUCCUUAUGGAUACUAUGUGCAGCUUGGAGAGGACAGGAAGGGAUACUCGCCUAAAAGAGCCUCUGUUUCUCAACUGCAAUUCUGUUUCUUCAGCCUUGGAUAUUGGCUUCCUCCAAAUGUGUCCUCAGCCUUUGUUGUCCUCAAGCGUGCCCUUGGGCAAAUCCUUAAACAAAUAAAAGAUGUUGGUUCAGUGACCCUUGAAGCUGCUAUUGAGUUACUGCGUUAUCCUGUGACACUGGGAAACCAUCCAGAGGAUGGCCAUCCAGUUGUAUUGAAGCUAGCAAGGUUUGGAUUUACUAUUAGACAUCGGCACACAAUUGCUUCUGUACCCAAGAACUUGAAGCCAAAUGAUAUAACUCUAGAGAGAGCUUUGCGACUUUUGAAUAGCAAAGACGUUAGAAGAUGUGGCAGGCCCAAGAACAAACCAAGGAUUGAAGAAGCUAUCGAGGCCUUUUAG